CAGUGGAGCUUUCGUGCACUUAGGUUGGCAGCAUAUGGCGACAGCCGCUGGUAUACAUUUCGUCCGCUAGGGGUCGUGGCUGCUUCGCGACAUUUUACAUUGUAUUGACUUGCUCAUCGUACGCUGUAAAUAUUGUUUUUUUUUCUUGUUUCUGUCGUCGUGUGUGGAUUGAAUGUGUGGUGAAGGUUUACUAAGGUGUUUGUGCGUGUAUAUAAUGUGUUUUCCGACGAAAUGGUGAAGGAUUUAGUUAAAUACGGGGUCCUACGGCCGCCAUUCUCCAGGUAAAAUCUAUCCUAGGGUCGGCAAUGUCCGACCACCGGGGUUUUAGUUAUGUUUAAAUCAUGGAUCAAGAAGUAAAACAAAGAAAUAGACGCAGAAAACGCGCCCAGCGUAUGCAGGCACAGAGAGAAAAUAACCCCAAACAACGAGAUGGAGACAGCGCAGAUGAAGACAUUGUCAGAGAAAAGCCUCAACGGCCCCCUAACAGACGAAAAAAAUCUAAAGAGCCCCUUUGCGAGGAGGACAUCAUCGACGGAUUCGCGAUUCUUGGAUUCAAGACUUACGACGACUUAGAGCUCGUCCUGAAGAUAUCGAGCAAAGAGAACAUCAAGCGUUUAGUCGAGAUCGAGAGACCAAAGUUAGAGACGAAAGAGCGUAUCACCCACCAUAUAUCGGUCCAUAGUAAUCACGCCUUGACCUUGACGCACGACCUAGCGACAAGCGACGACAGCGGCCGAGCGUCAGAACGACUGACCGGAUCUUCUGUGCCACCACGUGAUGCCGACAGUUCCAGAGACAGACUCAGCGAUGCGAGCAGCCGUUGCAGUUCUGGAAAAGGAUAUAUCUGUGAUAGCGAGGGCGAAGACGACAAGGGUUCCGAUGCCAGUUCGGUGAUAUUCGGCUCGGCCCCGGCCUCGAGAAAACACGAGUUUCCCGGCGCCCUACCGCCCAGCCUGCCCCUCAGCAAUGGCCUGAACGGAUCGCCAGUGCCGGCGCCCACGCCGCCCAACUUGCCCGCACCAUCGCCCGCUCCAGCUCAACUGCCGCCCGUUCAUCCGCCCGUGGCCAUAUCGUCGGCUACGGUACCGGUCGCCUCGACGCCCACCCCCGUCACGACGACAGUUCUCCACAAGCCGCCCCAAGAUUCGAUACCUUGUAUGACGCCCACCUCGGUGACCAGCAUGCCGCCCGUAAGCAUACCGGUGACCAUGCCGCAACAAGCGGCCGCCCCCUUGGCAUUGCACCCUGCCGCCCUCGACCCGUCGUCUGGCCCAGGACAGGGCAUGCGCACGGACAGCCCGGCCGUCGGGACGUCGGCGAACGCCGCCGCGGCGCCCGGCACGGGUGGAAAGCAGUACCACCAGGUGCCGACGUACCAGCCGAUGUACGCUCCCUACUCGGUGCAUCAGCCGUACGCGUCGACCGCCUCGGCGACGGCGGCGUCAGUACCGACCGCCGCCUCAGCUUCGGCGCCCACUUCCUCCGCCGUCACGACGGUGGCGACCAGCACGGCGUCGGCGAUGAGGAGAACGCCGACGCCCGUCCGGGCGCAGCCGAGUCCCGGUAUCAGAGAACGGGAGAGUUACAGCAAUGUGAGCAGUCUAAGUCGCGGAAGUACAACUCCCCAACAACAACAGCAGCAGCCACAGCAACAACAUCAGCAACACCAACAACAACAGCAGCAGCAGCAACAACAGCCACAGCAACUGCCACCUAUGUCGCAACAGCAGCCAGUACUGCCUCAGAGUUGUCCGCCGCCCACCACAGUGUCUUCUAGUCUAGUCCUUAGUAAACCCUGGAGCUCGACGGCUCCCGUCCCGACGCCGCCGGCGGCAAUGCCCGCCCCCCAACCCAGCUCGGCGCCCCUUCCGCCCAGGCCCACGCCGCCGCUACACCCUGGUUUUCCGGCGCCCAUGUUCGCCGCCCCUCUGCCCCCGGUUUCUACCGCCAGCCCACAUGCGGCGCCCGUGCAGCCCACCGCCCAGCCGCCCCAGAGUAACCCCUUCUCUGCGGAGAAUUUAUUUCAAACGAAUCAAACCGAUAUGUUGAGGCGAGAAUUGGACAAUCGGUUUCUGGCUUCCCAAGAUCGAGGUAUGGGCGUUGCCCCACCACCGUACUUAAGAACCGAAAUGCAUCAACACCAACACCAUCACACGCAUGUCCACCAGCAUACAACGUCGUUACUACCUCCGCCUGCUGGAUCAGCACUUUUUCCAUCUCCAUUGACGAUGAAUCCCAUGAAUAGACUGGCAGGAAGACCUGGAAGUAGUUUCAAAGAUAUACCUAAACUUGGGGGAGUGGAAUCGCCGUUCUAUCGACAAAACUUGGGAAUUCCCAACUAUCCUGGAUACACACCCCCUGGGCUCAUGCAUCCUGGAUUAACAGCAGGACCUACACCCUUCGUUCCGCCCACACACCUUCCAACUUUCCAGCCAAAGUCGUUAACAGCUGAUCCGACGAAGCCUAAAGUUGUGAAAUCCGGCAAAUGGAACGCGAUGCACGUACGGGUAGCCUGGGAGAUCUACCACCAUCAGCAGAAGAGCGGAGAGGCCAAGGGUUCAGCCGUGAAGACCGACCUUCUACGGCCGCCAACCCAUCUGUUCUCUCCCAGUGUUCAUUCAACCCGACCUCACGAACUGGCGUUCCCGCCGUCGCUGUCUAGCCACAGACCUCCCGGAUUCGACCAGCCCCAUCCCAGUUCGCUGUUCACCGCACCACCCUCUCAUCUGAUGGCCAAAUCUCCGUUCACAGGUAGCACUUUGUCGCCGUUCAGCAGAUACGGUGCCGGUGGAUUCCCCGGAGCAGGACCUUCCCCCUUCGGACUGUCCCAUUUCGCAAGCACGAGGGACAUGGGUCUGGGAGGUAUGCACGACCCAUGGCGUAGCAUGCAACGGUCGGUUGGCAGUUUUCCACCCUCCGUAAAUCCUCUACCACCAACGUUGCCAGGUUUACCGCCUCCGGCGCCAUGGUCCAUCAAGCCGGAUCCCAUACUGGAGCAGAGGGAGAGAGAAGCAAGAGAAAGAGAGGAGAGGGAAAGGGAAAGAUUGAGGAGAGAGAGAGAAGAGAGGGAAAGAAGGGAGAGGGAGGAGAAACAAAGGCGAUUGGAACAGCAGCAACAGGAGCAGCGCGAACGCGAGCGUAGGGAGAAGGAACGCAGAGAAAUGGAGCGGCGCGAGAUGGAGAGAGAACGUGAGCGCGAGCGCGAAAGAAUGCUGCACCAACAACGUAUGGCAGAGUCCGCGAAGCAGGUGAUGCCAUCUAUGCGCGACAGAUCGCCACACAGAAGCGUGCAAGAACUUUCGGGCGAGAUUCGGGUGAAGGAAGAGCCACGCAUCAAGGAGGAAGACAUGUUGAGCCGAACGGCGCCUGAUCCCAGAUACGCCCCUCACUCGUACUUAAGACAUCAUCCGCUGCAACCGCCACCCCCACCCAGCAUGCUGGACCGUUCCCGGAUGAUGCAGGCGCACGGUUUGCACUACCCGGGACCCCCGGCGACCCAUUGGCCCCCCCAACACGACCCGUUCUAUCGGUAUGACGCCCUCAGGUACAAUCCACUUAUGGACGCCAUAAGAGCGGAAGAGGAAAGGGCAAAACUGUUCGGUACUUAUGCAGCGCACCAUCCGCCACAGAUGAGGACGAAGGAUCCGUCGCUGAUGCAUCUAAGGCCCGGCCCCGGACCUCCGCCCCCACCAUCGCAUCAUCUAUCCCAUAAAAUGAGUGUGACGCCACCCACCGAUCUACACAAGAAGGAGGAGCCUCGAUAGCAGAACGAGAAACUUUAAAAUGGUUUAAACACGUGAACUUGAAAAGUCGGAUUCGCUGCGCGAUGCGAUGAGAGCCCCUGUCAACUGACAACCUGUCACUUGUCAAUUUUGGUCUCCCAACCUCCAAUGUCGCUUAUUCAUUUGAAAUCGACUGCGGGUUGCUCCGUUUGGCAUGGACGACCUUCAUCGUACAAAUUGAAUCCAGUCUAGAUCUCAUUUUCGAUUGGCAUGAAAAAGUGUGGAGGAAUUAUCAGCGUGAAAGAUAUUUUUACAGUGGUUUUGUAAAUGUAUUUUGUAGAAUAACACAAAGUUCGACUCGAUUAUUUGUAAUUACACAUUUACAAUUUUCAGAUAGUAGGACGUGUUUGUGAAGAGACUUGCGAAUGGACUUUAUUAACAAAAAUUAUUUCUGCUGUUUGAUUGUCUUUCGAAUCUCUGUUUUCAGUAUUUUUGUACGCGAAAGGUUUAAGUCGUCUGGUUAAUUUUUAAUCGUGAAAUUUUUUAACAGUCUGUAAUAAUCAAAAUACCCUGAUACUGCCCGAAGUUUUUUGUAAAUAUUAACGCUUCUGAUGGCGGCACUUUACUAUUGAAUCUGUAGGACUCUAAUUGAAGAUUCUCCAUUUUAUUAUUUAUUAAUUGUAUAUUUUUCUAGAUAAUUUAUUUAAGACUGAUGAAAUUUCAUUCUUAUGUAACUUUUCAUAAUUUGAGUAGGACUCUGAUAUCAGCUGAGGUAAAAUUAACUUCAGUCAAAAAAGCUUGUCAGAGUUGAAUUUGGAACUUUCUUCAUAUGGAUAUCUUUCGAAGAUAUCGCACAUAACUUGCAGACAUAUCUUGAACUUUGGAAAAUUAAAAGUUUGCUUUCAAUCUUCUGGAGAUUUUCAAGAAAUUUCACUUUGAGGGUGGAUUUCAAACUUGGUAAUUUUCUGUCAAUUCCAUUAUGGUGCUCUCAUUUGAGGCUUCAGAUAGAAAACAAAGGCCUUUGAAGAAAGUUUCAAAAUUACAAGUUGACAUCGCCUUCUUGAGUUAAUAAUGUACUUUGGUGGAAUUGAAGUAUAUGCCGCUGUAUUAUUUUUACAAAAACACCUUUUUGAAAAACUUGUAAAUAGCUUUAUUAUAUUGUGAUAUAUAUUAGUUAGCUUAGCGUGAAAUAUUUCAACUUAUUCAAUAUACGUAAAUUAGGUAAUAACUUUAGACAAUUUUUAUUUUGUUAUUUCAUUCAUAAUUUUUUGUUCAGUAUUAAGAUCUCUUGAUGAAUUUCAGGAUCUUAGGUGUACAUCUACAAAUUGAUUUUUCACUUCAUUUUAUUCAGUGCCAAAUUUGUGUUUGUUAUAAUCAAAUUGUAAAUAAAAUGAGGACCAAUACUCCAUUGGCCACUGCAUAAUAAUGAUGAUGGAUAUAUAAUUCUUAUAUAAUUUAUUACAAGAAAAAUUAUUUUUGGCUUCGUAAAUUAUUGAACUGUAAAUAUAAUUUAACUGUUGUAUAUUGUAUGUAAAGCUGAAAAGAACAUUUUGGAGCUUGGUUGUAUAAUUGGUUGAGGCAAUUUGUAUAAUUAUGUACUCUCAAAACACUUUUUUAAUUUAUUUGUUGAAGAUACAGUGGCAGUUACUUAAUUUCCGCAAGCUGAAUUUUUAUCAUAAACAAGCUUGUCUGUAAUAUAUAUUCGUAUUUAAAUGCGUGUAGAUAUUGGCCUUGUCUAAGUACAAUUGAAUAUGUAGAUAAUUAACUAUUUGUGCUCUAUCCAUGUUUGUUAGAAGACAUUUUUUAUGUGUAUGAUUCUGAAAGAAUCACAGUGAUGUAAUAUAUAAAUAAAACAUUGUUUCUAUAAUUUAGAAACAUUAGUCAUA
Harmonia axyridis is the source of this 5608-nucleotide messenger RNA. RefSeq names its product extensin-like. The transcript has 15 exons. The record is from RefSeq and is a predicted model, not a curated record. The coding region runs from base 342 to 3764 and encodes 1140 amino acids. NCBI's taxonomy places the organism in Eukaryota, Metazoa, Arthropoda, Insecta, Coleoptera, Coccinellidae.